Molecule: messenger RNA, 1671 nt
Organism: Emericellopsis atlantica
Lineage: Eukaryota; Fungi; Ascomycota; Sordariomycetes; Hypocreales; Bionectriaceae
Product: carboxypeptidase Y-like protein A
Exons: 2
Coding region: 1-1671 (556 amino acids)
Biological process (GO): proteolysis
Cellular component (GO): fungal-type vacuole
Molecular function (GO): serine-type carboxypeptidase activity
Source: RefSeq, a predicted model, not a curated record
AUGCGCAUGUCAUCUUCCGCCCUCGUAAUGGGCGCCGCCAGUACGGCGCUCGCCUUUCAGCAGGACCAAGUCGUCCUCAACGGCCCCUCUGAUCAGUCCUUCCUGGACGUUGAGGCUCCCACUCUCGAGUCCUGGGCCAGCUCCCUUGAGGAUGUCUUUGGCAAGAUGACCAAGGAGGCCAAGGGCGCUUGGGACGAGGUCUCGAUGCUCAUGCCCGAUGCCAUCGAUUCCAUCAAGAAGCAGACCUUUGGCACCACCAAGCCAAAGCCCACCACUCGCCGCUCUGACUCGCACUGGGACCAUGUUGUCAAGGGUGCCGACGUCCAGAAGAUGGGCGUCAACGGCGUCAAGGGCUCCCAGCGCAUGGUUGGCGGCAAGCUUGAGAACUACAACCUCCGGACCAAGAAGGUCGACCCUUCCAAGCUCAAGGUCGACGAUGUCAAGCAGUACAGCGGCUACCUCGAUGACGAGGAGGAAGACAAGCAUCUCUUCUACUGGUUCUUCGAGUCCCGCAACGACCCCAAGAACGACCCCGUUGUGCUGUGGCUCAACGGUGGCCCUGGCUGCUCGUCCCUGACUGGUCUCUUCCUUGAGCUCGGCCCUUCGGGCAUCACCAAGAAGCUGGAGCUGGAGCACAACCCCGCCUCCUGGAACAACAACGCCUCGGUUAUCUUCCUUGACCAGCCCGUCAAUGUCGGCUACUCGUACAGCGGCAGCAGCGUGAGCAACACCGUUGCCGCCGGCAAGGAUGUCUAUGCUCUUCUCACCCUCUUCUUCCACCAGUACCCCGAGUAUGCGGAGCAGGACUUCCACAUUGCCGGUGAAUCGUAUGCUGGUCACUACAUUCCCGUCUUUACCUCGGAGAUCCUUGCGCACAAGGACCGCAACAUCAACCUUAAGUCUGUCCUCAUCGGUAACGGCCUCAGCGACCCCUACACCCAGUACGCCUACUACCGCCCCAUGGCUUGUGGCGAGGGUGGUCAGAAGUCGGUUCUCAGCGAGAGCGAGUGCCAGGGUAUGGAUGACGCCCUGCCCCGCUGCCAGUCACUGAUUGAGCGCUGCUACGACUCGGGCAGUGCCUGGUCAUGUGUCCCCGCUACUAUCUACUGCAACAAUGCCAUGAUGGGCCCCUACCAGCGCAGUGGCCGCAAUGUCUACGAUAUUCGUGGUCCUUGCGAGGACUCGUCCAACCUCUGCUACCCUGCCAUGGGUUGGAUCUCCGAGUACCUGAACCAGAAGGAUGUUCGUGAUGCUGUUGGCGCCGAGGUUGACAGCUACGACAGCUGCAACUUUGAUAUCAACCGCAACUUCAUGUUCGCUGGUGACUGGAUGCAGCCCUACCACCAGCUUAUCCCCGGCAUUCUCGAGCAGCUCCCUGUUCUCAUCUAUGCUGGUGAUGUUGACUUUAUCUGCAACUGGCUUGGCAACGAGGCCUGGACCAAUAAGCUCGAAUGGCCCGGCCACAAGGACUUCGCCAAGGCGGAGCUCAAGGACCUCAACCUUGCUUUUUCCAAGGACAAGAUCAGCAAGGAUGGUGCUUAUGGCAAGGUGAAGACUAGCGGCAACUUGACCUUCAUGCGCAUCUACGAGGCCGGCCACAUGGUUCCCAUGGACCAGCCCGACGCUUCCAUUGACUUCUUCAACCGCUGGUUGGGUGGUGAGUGGUACUAA